Molecule: messenger RNA, 2319 nt
Organism: Leishmania mexicana MHOM/GT/2001/U1103
Lineage: Eukaryota; Euglenozoa; Kinetoplastea; Trypanosomatida; Trypanosomatidae
Product: transcription factor-like protein
Exons: 1
Coding region: 1-2319 (772 amino acids)
Biological process (GO): regulation of DNA-templated transcription
Cellular component (GO): nucleus
Molecular function (GO): zinc ion binding; DNA-binding transcription factor activity, RNA polymerase II-specific; RNA polymerase II transcription regulatory region sequence-specific DNA binding
Source: RefSeq, a predicted model, not a curated record
AUGGCGGAUGCCAACGUCGAGAAUGAGCGCAGCGUUCGCGUCGCGGAUGAGCUUCGGCGGGAAGUGUACGAGUGCCCCAGUUGCUUGGAGCGGGUGAAGCUGCAGCAGCCCGUUUGGUCAUGUAAAGAGUGCUUUCAAAUCUACCACUUCGCCUGCAUUCGGCGAUGGGCGCAGGUGGACCGCGACACGGUCGUCUUCUCGUGUCCGCAGUGCCGCCACAUGCAGCCGAAGCCGCUGACAGAUCUGUGCUUCUGUGGGAAGGUGUCGAAGCCAAAGUACGACCCCCUCGUGACGCCCCACUCAUGCGGGCGCCUCUGCGGACUUGUGAGGCCGUUUUGCACGCACAGGUGCCCUGCACAGUGCCACCCUGGCCCUUGUCCGCGAUGCCAGCUGCUGGUGGGGCCCCAGCGGUGUCCAUGCGGGGCAACGACCUACACCUAUCCGUGCGGGCAGCCCGACCCGGAGACGACGUGCGACAAUCCGUGUAGGCGUUCUCUGGCGUGUGGGACACAUGCGUGCCUGCUGUCCUGCCACACCGGGCCGUGUCCGCCUUGCUCAGAGUCGACGACGCUCAUCUGCUACUGCGGCCAAACCACGAAGCGGCAUCCCUGCACAAAGGAGGCAUCGUUUUCGUGUGGAAGCGUGUGCGGUAAGUCCCUGCGAUGCGGUAAGCACACGUGCACGCUAAUGUGUCACAGCGGCGAGUGCCCACCGUGCCCGACGGACCCCGCCAGCGUUCACACCUGCCCCUGUGGUGCUGCAGAGCUGCAAACCGUGCGGUACGCAUGUAAUGACCCCAUUCCGCAGUGCGGCCGCGUAUGCAACAAGCCACUCUCCUGUGGCCAGCACCGGUGCCAGCUGAAGUGCCACGCAGGCACCUGCCCACCGUGCGAGGUGCGCGUGGACGUGUCGUGUCGUUGCCGAAAGGUGCGCAAGCGGCUGUCAUGUGCAGAGGCGCAGAACUUCACCUGCACGUAUGAGUGCGGCACGAAGCUGUCGUGCGGGCGACACAAGUGCAAGGUGAUCUGCUGCCAAGACCGCAACAAGACUCAAACAAAUUCGCAUAUGUGCUUUCAGGUGUGUGGCCGUCCGCUUCCGUGCGGGCACGCGUGUGAGGACCUCUGCCAUGCCUCUAUGCAGUGUCCGUCGUGCGUGCACGUCGUCACUGAAGCGCUCACGUGCUACUGCGGCGCGGAGGUGCUUCGGCCACCGCAGCAGUGUGGCACACAACCGCCUGUGUGCAAGCGAGCCUGCCGCAUCCCACGUCUGUGCGGGCACCAGGUGGGCCACAACUGCCACUUUGGGCCGUGUCCCCCUUGCGGGGCACUCGUCAAACGCCGGUGUCCGAGGCACAACACGUUGGUGAUGCUGCCCUGUGGUGCUACGGAUCUGGCGUGCGAGGAGGAGUGCGGGAUGGAGAUGCCCUGCGGGCACUUCUGCGACCGCGUGUGUCACCGUGGACCGUGCGUCGAGGAGGCGAAUCCGUGCCAUCAGCAGUGCGAUCGGCAGCACGAGGAGUGCGGGCACCGCUGCGCCAAGCCGUGUCACGGCACCACGCCAUGCCCGCCGUGCUCCGUGUACCUGCGGUGCACGUGCAACUGCGGUCGCGUGACGCGCAGUCUUCCGUGCUCCAAGGUUGGCAAGCGGAAGGCGGAGGGGCCAAACAAGUUUGCGGUGGUUGUCCCAUGCGACAACGACUGCCUCUUCACUCGCCGCCUCGACGUGCUCACGUCGCUCAGCAAGACAAAGAACGAGAAAUUUCUGUAUUCCCUCAUGCUGUGGGACGCCGCGCAGCAGGACGCAUGCGCGGUGCAGCGGGCGGAGCGCCAGCUGAUGAACUUCGUCGAAGGAAAAGAGUCGGUUGUCUCGCUUCCGCCGACCAACUCCGCGGCGCGUGCACUUGUGCACGCACUCGCUAAGUACUUCCACGUGCAUUCUGAAGGCAUUGACGACGAGCCAAACCGCUCAUGUCUGCUGACCAAAACGGGCGCCACAGCCGCACCGCCUGUGCUACUCAGUGACGCUGUGCGAGACGCGCAGAUGGACCCGCUGCAGUUCCUGAUGCAACGUGCAAAGCCGUCCCUCAAAGAGAAGCUGUGCCUCGUCGUGACUGGCCACCACCUGACCGAAGUCAUGCUGGCGUCGAUAUUGAGCGACUUGGCCGGUCGAUUUGUUAUUGCCCCACCAGAGGUUGGCAAAGACGGUGCGCAAUCGUUUCUCAUUGCCUUCACAACGCACAAGCGCGCGGAAGAGGCGGUAAAGAAGCUGGAGACAAGCAACACUCAGGGCACCUUCACCGUCGCCCGCGCUACCGCGUAG